AUGGCACCCGCGGCGACGAAGAACACCACGACUACCACAAAACCGACGGCGACUCGCUCCUCGACGAGGAUUAGCAGGCAGACACCUGCAUCUACACGAGGUGAGUCGCAAGCUCCACCGCCCGUCACUGAUGAGUCUGGCGAUGGAGAGGAUAGGGCACGCUCUCCGCGAUCGAGGGUCGGGAGAGACUCGGAGGACGAAGAGGAAUCCGAGCGGGGCGAUGAUUCGACCCCGGUGCAGAGCCAACGCCGCCCUGCAGCUGUCCCUAAGGUUGGGAAUGGGAGCAACGGUGCUGGCCCAAUCGGACCCGAGACUACCUCUCGGUCCGCAGCUGCGAGGCAGGUACGCUCACGGAGUGUUGACUCCAAUCGAAGACCAGUGCGUGACGACGCACUGGACGAGGCUUGGGCCGCGGUGGCUCAAACUCGAAGCAACCUCGAGGCGCUCGAGCGUCGUCUCUUUCAGAGGUAUGGGCCGCUCGUCGAUGAGCCGGAUCCCAGCGAAGACGAACAGGAAUACCCCCCACCAAAGGCUGGUCCGUCGGGGCGGGGAAAGGCUGUGGACCCAAGAAAUUGGGGAGCAGCUGGAAUUCCUGAGGAUGAAAGUAAUCCCGAGGUGCAGCAUGCGCUCCUCGCAGGGAUUAGAGAAUCGGCGGCCGAUGAUGGCGACCGAAACAUGCGGUACACCCCAGUAGAUAAUAGGGAUAACCGUGGAUUAGCUAAAAACAAUGAUAAUAGCUUGGAAAGGGACUCAACAGGUGCACCGAACGAGACCCGUAAAACGACCGAUGAGACUCCGCAAAUCACGCGAGAGGAAGUCCGCGCGAUGCAGGAGAAAGCCAAGGCGCUUGAGAAGGAAUACCGCCGUCAGAAAAAGGCAGCCAAGGCUACAGAAGAACACGCGCCACGCCGUACAGCCACCCCACUCUCGAACGAGAUGGAAGCAUUGAUCGGACAGGCCACGCGGCGCCCCACCGCAACUGCUGGAGGGCGUAAAGCGACGUCUGGAGGGCGAGACGAAAUGAGGCCGGAUGGAGGGCGAGAGUCGCAGCGGGAGCCUCUUCCUGUGGGGCAAACGCCGUCUCGAGUACGAAACUCCAGGCCCGAAGUCCUACGCGCUAGCAAUCAGGUUGCACCCGACAGUUAUCUGAGCUGGGCGCUUAAUGGGAAUAAGAAACGUCCACCUGAGCUGCCUACCACAGGCGCAGCAGAUGGGCAGGAUGAGGAGGAAGACUCUUCAUCUGAUGACGACGAGGACCCUUCAGACUCGGAUCCGUCUGACUCGGAAGAUGAGGAGGAUCACCACAAAAAGAAAAAGAAGCGCACCGUGUAUAAGCAAAUCGCACCGACGACACCCGAAAAGUACAGCGGUGAGGCUGACCCAAUGAAAUUCUACCGCUUUGCAACCCAAUGCGCGAGAUUCUGCAGGGAGGCCAAUAUCCCAAAGUAUGAUCGGAUAUCCAAAUGUGCGGAUUACUUGACCAGUAAAGCGUACAAGUUCUACACGACAGAAGUUUCAAUGGAUACCAAAGGGUGGAGCAUGAAGAAAUUUCUGAAAGGUCUCUUCAAUUAUUGCUUCCCGCCUGACUUCCAUUUGAAGCAAAGCCGUAAGCUAGAAAAGAUGACGCAGGGAAACCUACGAGUCAGAGAAUACGCGGCUGAGCUAUUGAUAGUAUUCCGUACCCUCGGGUCAUCCUCAACGCGUCAACGUGUUGACAAGUUGUGGAAUGGUUUAAGGGUUGAAUUACAGCGAGCGUUGUGGAGGGAGAACUUGGACCCCCAAACCUCGUCAUGGAAAGAAGUCGUGCGUGUUGCUGAGCGGCACGAGAUUGCCGAUCGCCUUGUUUUAGGAGAUCGCGAUACGGGCGCUAGUUCGAGCAAGCACACAAAUCAGAACACGAAGAGUUGUUACAAUAAUAACAGUAGCGCACCUUCAAGCUUGUCGAAACCCUUUAAGCCACAUGACAAUGAAAAGUCUAGGUCAGAUAAGGGAAAAGAGCCCGAAAAGAAGAAGGAAAGCACACCUGAGCUAACCGAGGACGAGAAGGCACUUCUUCGCAAGCAAGGUAAAUGCUUCCAUUGCUGCGAGAAGGGUCAUGUCUCACGCCAGUGCCCGAAAGCACAGACAGUAUCCUCGAACAAAGGCAGUAAGCCCCCUGGUUUGAAGAGCUUCAGUGUGGAGCUUGCUGUUCAAAAGGAGAAACAGUACCGAAACCUGGAAGGUACCACUGAGCCAGCGAAAUCGGUUGGAGUGUCAUCUGUACUGUUGGCGAAUGUCUCAUUUGACACUGGGAGUGACACAGAAAGGAGUGAAGUCUUCCAAGACUUCGCUAAUUUCAUGUCCGGCACAGUAGAUGAGAAUGAUUCCUGGACGUGCGAGUCAGAUGUGGAUGACCUGCCUGAGGAAUACGUCGAAGUAGGUCCUACCUUAUCGUAUGAGGAUGCAGCGAGGCUGUUGUAUGAUCCGGAGAGUGAAGAUACACCUAAAAACGUGGAUGGGAAGAUCGGCGAUCCGUUGUGCGAACAAGUUGAGCGCUUAUUGGAUGCGAUGCAACCCUUUCCAGGGGAUCCUUGCUGGGAAAGCAAGGUAAACCACCGUUUUAAUGUGUAUCCUAGCUACCCGGGUCGUAUAAUCAUACAGGACGAGGUGACCAAUGAGACGGAAGUGCUUGAGGCUUCGAUGGCCUUGCGAGAUGAUUUCCUGAUUGGCCGGUGGUAUGCGAUUAAGUGCACGCAAAGGGAACGAGUUAGGGUUAAGCCCUUACCUCGAUGGCACAAGAAAUCACCGCGAAAGCGCGAUUUGUGGGCACUUAAUGGUGCAUGGAAGCUUGCGUUUGGCAAGUGCUUCUUCAAUUAUUAUCACUGCUCAAAAGAAAAAAGAAACAAUAUGUAUUGUUUCGAGAUCGUGUGGGAUCGCCAUGCGAACACCUACAGAAUAUACGACAUCAUAGCGCGAUUAGUUACUAGUAUAACUCCUGAGGAGUUAACGAACCAUCGCCUAGACAUUAGACAAUGGUAUUUGAGGCAAUUAACAAAGCACUUAUGGGACAUGUCCCUAGAGCACUUCGAGCAGCUCGACAGCUGGGACCUUGACACCCUGUUUGACAAGACACCACCUGAUAUCUUCUCAGAUGCAGGAGGGAGCGAUGACGAUGAUGAUGACAGCGACGAUGAUGAGUGGAUGAAUUCAUUUCUUGAAGCUUAUAUGAUUGAGCUAGACGAGGAAUUUGAUAUUCAUUGCGCCGCAUCGAAAGCAAAAGGGGAUGACACGUACCCUUCAGCACAUAGGAUGGCAGCCUUCGCUAAAGAUUUCUCGAGGGUAGUACCGGAACCCAUCCGAAUAGCCGUUGAGAUCGAUGGGCGCUUAGCUCAGGCGCUCGUCAAUUUGGGUUCGCUAUGCGACUUUAUGUCUAGCACGCUAGCGGAUCAGCUGAAGUUAAAGAAAAGAGAGCUAGCAUCACCUUUGAACGUACAGUUGGCUGUUCAGGGAUCGCGCUCUAAAGUUAACUAUCAGAUAUCAACCCAGUUUAAGUAUCAGAAUAUCAACGAGGAACGAACCUUUGAUAUUUUGAAUGUCUCAGUUAUGAUUUGA
Messenger RNA from Cyclocybe aegerita, 3591 nucleotides. The record is from the annotation of a GenBank genome assembly. NCBI's taxonomy places the organism in Eukaryota, Fungi, Basidiomycota, Agaricomycetes, Agaricales, Hemipholiotaceae.